This is a messenger RNA of Prorocentrum cordatum, 816 nucleotides long. The record is from the annotation of a GenBank genome assembly. Lineage: Eukaryota; Dinophyceae; Prorocentrales; Prorocentraceae.
AUGCAGAAGCAGUUGGACGCCCUGCUCAAAGACAAGGAGAAGGACACCAAGCAGCAGGUUCAGUCCGCCCCUCCAGGUGGUGGCGGCGGCAGUGGCAACGGUGGCCCGUCGUUCAAGGAGGUUCUCAGCUUCCUGCAGGCAAAGGGCAUACAGGGCGAGCUGGUGGCCUCGGUCACAGCUGCGCAGCAACGAGAGGUCGCCGAGCACCCACCCUCCGUGGUCACGGCUCGCUGGCGGGUCGAGAACCUGCGAAAGAAGAACGAGAAGUUCGAGCAGCAGCUACGGAAGCUUCAAGAGCGUCGAGCUGCCCUCGAUGAGGAAGAGGCAGCCAUCAAGGCCUCUGUGGAGUCGAUUCGCCGAGACCUGUCACAAGCUGAAGGAGUCUAUGCCAAGGUGUCGACCACGGACCUCGGGGACUUGGUCAAGAUCACCGAGGCCGCCUUGGACGAGUCGCUCCACGACGACGCCGAGGUCAGGGCAGCCUUGGCCGUGCUGGACAAGCGCCAGAAGGCCGCAACGGUCCUCCUGGCGGCGAAGCAGAUCCAGGAGCUCGCAGUGCCGAAGGUGAGCGAGGAGGUGAAGGCAUCCCAGCAGCGGAUGGAGAUGGAGCUGCCGCUGCCUUGGGGAUCAAACGUGCGCGGAGACUUUGACGACCUCGAGCGCUUCUGGGACCACAACGUCGUGGACGUGGAUUGGUCGGAGGUGAUCGGCUUUGCGGUGCCGUCCUUGCUCCCGCGGCCUGUGCAGGGCGUCGACAUCUACGGCAGCGGGGUCGGCUUCUUCGGCGGCGACGGCUGGUUCUUCGCGUGGCGUUAG